Molecule: messenger RNA, 5870 nt
Organism: Rhopilema esculentum
Lineage: Eukaryota; Metazoa; Cnidaria; Scyphozoa; Rhizostomeae; Rhizostomatidae
Biological process (GO): signal transduction
Molecular function (GO): GTPase activator activity
Source: RefSeq, a predicted model, not a curated record
CUCAAGGAGAAGUGGCGUGCUUUACCUUUUCUUACUUAGGUAGAAUUCUCGUUGUAUGCUGCAAUUUUUUGUUAAAUCCCAAGACCCAGCCCUCAAAACUGCUUAGAAUAUUUGAAAUAACAGAACUGAAAACUUUUAAUGUUUUGUUUUGCAUGUAUGGACCGGGGUGUCGUCCUAAAAAGUCAGGCAAACUUUAGAAGCCACACCAUCAUUCAAGCUAUUCACCGACUGAAAAAGACUGAUAGAAAAUUGCUCAUUGAAGAUCUAUAUUAUGAUAAAGGGUUUUCGACACAAAAUUUGUCAAGCAAAUUAUGUGCUCUGUUAUUAAGAGAGAGAGAGAGGGGGAGGGGGCUCAGUUGAGGUCACCUUAACAAAGAUUCCAGAAAGGUUGAAAAAGGCUGUUUCUGGGAGCCUGGGUGUAACAGUAAAGAUAUCAUUUUCUUGCUUAGUUUAGAGCAGUGUCACUGAGAGGUUUUGGAGGUUCUGUGGCAAGAAAGAACAGACAAGGGUCUUUGCAAGCGAAGCGACCAGACACAGUUUUUUGAUCAUGCUCUUUAGAUUAGCUAAGAAUACCUUCCAAAAUUUUUUUGCAGUCAUUUUCUUGCAAUCAUUUAAAACAUUAUACAAUUUGGUGUUUCUAAAAGCAGAUCCCAUGGAAAAAUGUUUUAGAUCAUGGCCCCAGAGGGUCACCCCUCUCCCACUCCAUUUGAUCAUUUCGUUUCAAGGGCACUUUUUGCGAGGGACGAUUCACUCUUUGCUCUUGCAAAUAGCGUACGAGAUCUCCACCAAAAUAAAAGGAUUCCCAGAGAUUUUCAGAUAAAAUAGUGGGAUUUCAAAAGUGUACGGGAUUUUCAUGGAGUGAUUUGUUUUCGACUUUUUGGUUUUGCAGUUGGCAAAAGAAGGGCAACUCAGGAAGCUGCAAAGGGGCAUUUCACGGGGGCACAUGCCCCCUGUGCCCCUACGUCUUUAGAUCUAAUCAUAAGGGGGAAAGAGAGUCACUGUGGAUUUUCCCAAUAAAACGGAUUGUACAUAAUCUUGUUUAUACCCACGUUGAACUGCUGUCACACAAUUUCUUGCGUGGUUAGUUUUCUUGGUCCUACCUGCUGUACGUGUUUUCUUGUUUUCAACCAGCAAGGCCAAAGGUGUUGAGUUCAGCCCCGUUUUCAAAGGUGCUUGCUAUUUGAUAAACUGACGGCAAUUUCUCAGGGGAGGUCAAAAGCUGAAUUUUCAUGUCUUUUUUGUCUUUUAAGAUGAUUUUUCAAUGCAGUUUUGCACUUCAUUUUUGGGUAAAACUUUGUUAUCAGCACACUUUGUUCCUAGGGAAAGACUUCUGUCGUUUUAUGAAUUUUACUUGCAGUUAUCGAAUAUUUGCUUCAAGGCUCAAAUGCAAUAUGCUAUUUGUCAUCAAAAGCUUAGCAAAAAAUAGAAAAUUAUCUUGUUGGCAGACUCUCGCUGUGAUAAUGAUUUUAGUGAAAGACAAGCAAAUUUGUUAUCGGCGUGGAAAAAUAGGCUUCGAACUUCACUCAGGUGGCAAUCUUUUGGUUGCCCAUCUUAUUUUUCAUACAAAUACACAGAGCUUAGGAAACCAUAGCUAGAUAAACAAAAGUUUGUGUCGAGGCCAUGCGGUAGGGAAUAUGCUUCCGCGAUCAAAGAGUAGUUUGUUCUUGAGGAAACACUGCCCAGAUAUCGUUCGUUCUAAAAGCUCGACAAAUUUGAACGCUGAUAUAAUACCCCGUUCAGCAAGGUCGCCGACGCCCGAUGAACUUAGUCCCAAUGUGGCUAGAAACUUCAUCAGAGAAGGUGCAGUUUGCCUGUCCACGGGCGUCUCCUCUUUGAACCGUUACAUGUUUUUAUUCAGUGAUCUGCUGCUAAUAGCAAAACCAAAGUCAGGAGCAUCGUUCAAGUUGAAGUUGAGACUGCCAGUCAGUGAAUUGUGGUUGCAGAGCGCAAUUGAUGGCGUCUGCGAGUCUACUGUCGCUCCAAACAAAUCGUUUGUCGUCGGAUGGCCCACUGUCAGCUACGUGGCAACUUUUAGCACUACUGAAGACAAGACUCUAUGGUGGAACGUCCUCAAAAAGACCAUUGAAGAACAACGAGCCAUCGAAGGAGGAAGAACUGUCCCAAUCAGAAUUAUUUUCAGAGAUACGAUCCAGAAAAAUAGUGCUCCAUUGUCACUGCCAGUGUCAAAUGAAGACGACGUCAAAUCUGUAGUCAACAUGGCAUUGCAGGGUUUUGGCAUUGCGGGGUCUGAUGUGAACGACUUUCAACUUUGGGUGGUUUCAGGGAAGGAAAACGCAGCGUAUCCAUUGAUGGGUCAUGAAAUACCUUUCUGCAUAAAGAUGAAUCACAUUCGACAAGCGAGCUGCAAUGUCGAUUCGCCUGUCACUGAACGCACUGAGUUUGAUCCAGAACAAGUGCAUUCAAGAUCAAAGUGUGAGUUUAUAUUGAAGAAAAAGAAGAACUCGACUGGUCGCCUUGAUGUUGAUUCGCCUAAUAGCCAAAAAAGAUGGAAAAGCCCCAUGAAAUCUCCUAUCAUAAACUGGGCACUACACAAGAAACCCCAGAAGCAGAACUCAAUCGAAGAACGUUCUCAACAAGGAAGCUUUUUUGGCCUUCCUCUUGGACAAGUUUCAGCGGAUGAAGAACAGCUACCAACACCAGUGCAAGACAUGUUAACUGAGCUUUUUCGACGUGGACCUUCAACGGUUGGGAUUUUCAGAAAGUCUGCUUUGAUGAAGAGCGUCAAACAGCUGCGUCAAGAAUUAGACGAAGGGAAAAUAGUGAAUUUUGAAGAGAAAAGUGCAGUGGUUAUUGCAACAGUGUUGAAGGAAUUUCUUCGUGGCCUUCCCGCCUGUGCUUUUGGCAGUGAAUUUCUGAACGAAAUGUUGGAAACCAAUGACAUUACUGAUCCGAAUGAGAGGGCUGCAGAAAUAGACAAAAAUUUGAACAAGUUGCCGAAAUUGAACCAAAUACUGAUCAAGAAGUUUUUCUGCGUUCUUUACCACAUCGCUCGACUUUCGGAAACAAACAAGAUGACCGCGCAAAACCUGGCAAUAUGCAUCGCACCGAGUCUUGUUUGGUCGAGUAAGACUCUAGUGCCAUCUAGCCCAAAGGAGACAACAUCGGCCUGUGAGCUCGUUCAGUUUAUAAUUGAUAAUUACACUUUCAUUUUUGGUGAAGAUGCCACUACCAUUCUCGGGGAUAUAUCGGAAAUCCAAGCUCCGAUCGUGUACGAUGACGAAGAGAUGCCCGAACAGAACUCAGAUACACCUGAUGCAGCGCAAUCUAGUCCAACCCAGGAAGAACUUAGUUCGAGAAAGACCGGAUUCUCUUUAUCCUUGCGUGUCCCUGAUUCGACUGCCAAUCCGGAUUUUAGUCCGACUUCUCCAGAAAUUGACCGGAAGUCGAACACUGUCCAACAUUUUCAGAAUGGUGGCCGUCUAAUAUUUAAUCUCAAGAAAGAAAAUCGUCGACAUUCAGAAAAUGAUCUAACGGACUUAAACGACAACUUCCCAGUUCGGAAAUUGAGGGCGAAAGUUCCUCUCUCUUCUUAUACAGCCACAGCCGAACUAAUCAAGCAUCGAACUACAAGCGAAGACGAUAGUAACGAAACUUCUCCAACAGUUAUUAAAAUUGUCAGCACUACUAACGAAAACUCGCCGCCCGUAAAUGGACGUAGGAAAAACUCGCCUUCGAAUCAUGCAAUUUAUCAUCAAAAAGUCCGUCCGACGCCAACAUACGAAGAGGCGAUAAGACAGCUGCGAAGAAAUGCUCAGUUCUCUCCAACAUUUACUCGAAAAUACGACUGGAAUGUCGAAAGUUCGAACGAAAGCAUUGAUCAGACACCGAACGAAAAGAGACACGACGCUCCAAAAGUUCCGAAAAAUGAAACCGGCCCUUCGCAAGUUGAUGUUUCCCUUUCUUUUGCGGUAAACGAAAAGCAGGAGAAUGAUGCAACCUUGAAAGGAAAAACCGUCGAUCCUAAGCGAAAACUUGAAACGCAGAAAUUUGCUUACCGCUUAGGAUCUCCUUCGUCAGACAGACUGAAAACAUCAAGAUAUACAGCGGAAGAUUUUCGUCGUAAAUCUCCCAAUGAGAUUUUUGUUAGUCCGGGACAUUUGCGCAGCCCUGUUUCGCCAUCAUCUUACGAAGAACAUUUGCAACGCCGUAAAAGAUUCGAGAAAGCUUAUUUACAGAAGAUCAACCUGAACCUGAACGAUGGAGAUUUUGAAAAAACUUCAAAGGGCGUAAACGUCAAUUCAGAAUUUACGAAAAAGGGGGCAGAUUUCACGCAUUCGUACAACGGAGGGGGAAAACAGAAGACCUCACAAACAGCGAGCAGAAUUCUGUCAAAAAGUCUUGAUUCUAAAGGCCUUAGAGCACUGAAAGUCAGGCCGGAUAAUGAAAAUUGCGAUAGUAUACCAUUGAGUAACGGUGUACAUACAUUUGUCACGCAAAGAAAGAGUCUUAAUACUAACGGGACAUCUGCUAUUACGAUAUCACCCAAAAGCGAACAUUCAAAUGGAGUAAAAGGAACACCGAGCCUGGACCGACAUUCGCCAUCCUUACGCGCUGCAAUCGAGGCUGGGACUUUUAUGUACCGAAAAAACGAUGCAACGAAGGGUCCUAGAUUUGACAUUAACGAACCAAUUGAAAGGAACAACAACCAGCUUCAAACAGAUUGUUUUGUUGAGCGCCCACGAAAACUUAGCGAUAGAACGGCUGAAAAUUUUGAUCAAAUAUUAGCUGGACUGAAGGAUCUUGAUGACGUAAGCAGCAGCAGCUCUAGUUCAACUGACAUUGUAUCGGAAGUAGACGUACCCUCGCAUGAAGAUAUUAAAAAUAUUUUAUGUCAAGAUGAAUCUUAUGUCUAGUAAUUAUUACGCAUGUUGAGUUGGGUUUUCAAUUUGAAUCAUCCAAAAAGAACUGGCCAUAUCGUUUUGUCAUUGGUUAUUCGUCAUGAUAAGAAUAGGGAGGGGUAACACUUAUAGAAAUAGGUGUAACAUGUACUUACAAGUAAAUAAUAGAAAACUUCCACUACUCGCGUUAGCAGUUCUGUUUCACAAAUCCAGAGAAGACCUUUCCGUUUUCAUAAGCUGAUUUGAACAGUGAAAGUUGAAAUAUAUUUCGCCCAUGAGCUUAACAUCUACAAAUGUUUGAACACAGACAAUUUGUCCUAUUUUGUUCGCCUUUGAAGCUUUCAGAUUUUGCAAGCUAUGGUCGAUCUUUAUUGCAAAUCCAUAUUUGAUUGUGUUUUUUCAAAUUCGAUCGAUUUCUUGGAAGUAGCCCCAAGUUGAAAUACCAAUUAUGGGAGGCAAGUUUAAUCUAGAACCGUCAGAGUUUUAUGACUGAAUUAACUUUUGUGUUAUUAAUGUACAUAAAGAGAUGAGAUAUACAGGAAUUAUUAUCGAACUGAGGAGUUAGGACGCCUUACAGCUUAUAUUGAUCAUAACAUCCAAGAUUUUUUAAUCCGUUUAUACCAUCUUCCAUUAUAUUGCAACCGGUGUUAUUUGGUUGGGUUUUUAUCAUAGUAUGCAGUUCCCGAAAAGUAUAAAUCCGUAUUCAACUAUUGUCAUAUUCGAAACAUUUAGUUAAAUUGUAUGCAUCUGUUUAACUAUUACAUACAAUUUGUUAAGCAAACCCCUCUUCCUGACUCCCUCUUCCUAACUCCCUCCUUCCGACCUUCUCCUACCGACCUUCUCCUCCCGAACUUUUCAACCCGAUAAAACAUGAAGCAGUUAAACAUUUACCAGCAAAACCCGACCAAAGACAUUCGGUGCCUAUCAGCGCCCUAGGAAGAUUGAAACUUGUAAACUUCGUACAAAAGCAGGCAUUGUAUCUUUGUUGAUAGCAUGAAUAUUUUAAUUAAA